AUGGACUCCAAUAUUUUGUGGUUUAUCGUCGUUUUGGGGAUACAGUUUUCAAACGCAGUAGAUACUGGACGAUAUAAUUUAGUAACCAAAACAAAAGUCCCAUAUGAAACAGCAGUGACGAAUUGUGAAAGUGAUGGGAAAGAAAUUCUGACUCUCCAUACGAGUGAAGAUUAUGACGAAUUCUUAAACUGGUUACCAAUAUUGAGCGAUGGUGUACAUGGACAAGAAAAAGAUAUUUGGGUGGGGUUGAAACAAAUUGAAACUGGUGAACAAAACUAUGCCUGGGUCGACGAUAACAGUCCAUUGGAGAAGCAGCCAUGUUGGAAGUCCGAUGAACCGUCCGACAAUAACCAAAUUCAAUGUGCAUAUAUGGAUACCAAUGAGGGCAAAUUGUCGACAGAAAUCUGUACAGAGACAAGAACAGUAGCUUGCUACGACCCAGUUUUAGGUAAAUAUACGAUAACUAGUAAAGCCGAAACGUUUUAUAAUGCAUCCGAAGAAUGUUCCAAACUUGGUCAACAUCUGCCGAUUAUCAAAACUACAGAACAGAGAGACGGACUGAAACAAGCAACGUCUAAUAGUGAAAACGUGUGGGUUGGCCUGAUAGAAGUAGAGAGUAACAUAUAUCUUUGGAUAAACGGCGAUGGAUUGCCUAGAUACAAAUGGGACAAUAAGGAAAGCGGGAAUCUAGUUCAUGGUCACAGAGCCGACAGAAAAGAAAACUGUUUUGAACUUCAUGCACCAGAUAAGGAAGAGGACAAUCAAAAGCCAAGACCUUAUGUAUGUCAAAAGAAAAAAAGAAACAGCACGUUGGACAAUUACUUCAAGUUGGAAGAAGCGAAUGCUAUGAUGUACCUAGCACCACUUAAUGUCUCCUAUAUCCUGAAGAGAACAGAGUGCGCUGUGCAGUGCUCAAAAGACCCGACAUGUUUGCAGUACACCCUGAAUGGAAGUGUGUGUAAGACGUAUGGAAAGGGAUUAUAUUUCAUAUCCCAUCAAAAUGGUGUGAAAUUGUUUAAAAGACGAAUUGUGUCUAAUUAUUUGUAACAUUAAAACCUACAUCACU
This is a messenger RNA of Lottia gigantea (owl limpet), 1066 nucleotides long. RefSeq lists its product as hypothetical. The transcript is spliced from 6 exons. The coding region runs from base 1 to 1047 and encodes 348 amino acids. The record is from RefSeq and is a predicted model, not a curated record. Lineage: Eukaryota; Metazoa; Mollusca; Gastropoda; Lottiidae.